CUUUCACUACAAAACCAUACAAGUUAAAAAGACCCGAAGACAAAGUAGCUCUAGAACAAUGGCAAGCCUCACCACCAAACUUGGAGCAAUUGCAAGGACUCCAACUUCUAGGAUUUUUUCGAGACGGAUUCAAGUGGGUUCGCAGCAAGGAAGAGACGCACUACAACAAGGAGCAAAUGAAGCUAGGAAUACUGCUGAACAGGUGGCAAAUCAGAGCAAUGAUAUGGCUGGGAAGGUGUCUGCAACAGCACAAGAUGUGACAGAGAAAGCAAAGCAGACAGUGCAGGAUGCAUGGGGCUCAGCUAAGGACACUGCCCAGAAGGCGGCCGACAACGUCAUGGGAAAGGCACAAGAAUCAAAGGAGUUCGUCAAAGAAAAUGCAGAGCAGGUCAAGAAAAGCAUGAACACCAAGGGUCCUAUCAAUUAACGACCAUCACCAUCAUUUCUCCUCUUGUCCAUUGAUCUACCCCUGUAUAUCUAUAACUAUUAUCUAUAUAUAUCCAUUGUUGGGAUAUUAAAAUAUGGUUCCUUUCUCUACGAGAAAGUGAUUAGUUCAUUUUCAUGUUUAUGAUGUAUCAGAUGUAAAAGGCUAGGAACCUAAGUGUGAAUAAAUCCUUGCUUAAGAUCUGUUAUAAAA
Molecule: messenger RNA, 637 nt
Organism: Rosa rugosa (rugosa rose)
Lineage: Eukaryota; Viridiplantae; Streptophyta; Magnoliopsida; Rosales; Rosaceae
Exons: 3
Coding region: 59-427 (122 amino acids)
Source: RefSeq, a predicted model, not a curated record